Diospyros lotus (date-plum) is the source of this 3976-nucleotide messenger RNA. Its product is annotated as probable UDP-N-acetylglucosamine--peptide N-acetylglucosaminyltransferase SEC. The transcript is spliced from 28 exons. Bases 363 to 3419 code for a protein of 1018 amino acids. Gene Ontology annotation, molecular function: protein binding; protein N-acetylglucosaminyltransferase activity. Gene Ontology annotation, biological process: protein O-linked glycosylation. NCBI's taxonomy places the organism in Eukaryota, Viridiplantae, Streptophyta, Magnoliopsida, Ericales, Ebenaceae. The record is from RefSeq and is a predicted model, not a curated record.
GGAUGAACCCUCACGCCUCUCUCUCUCUCUCUCUCUCUCUAUAUAUAUAUAUAUUAUAUAUAUAUACGCAUGUAUCUGUUGUAUAUACAUAUAUAUGUUCAUGUGUACCGAUCGAAUAAAGGAGAGGGAGACUCAUAGACGGAACUGAUCAUCAGGAAUCCAAUUGCAGAAGAGGAAGAAACUUACGGGAAAAUCUCACUACUUGACACAGCAGACGAGGGUUUUCCCCAAACCUUCUUCAUCAUCAUAAUCAGCAUCAUCAUCAUUAUCCUUUUAUAGAGGGCGAGAGAAGGAGAGAGUUUUGGAUUAGUGAGCGCGUUUGGUUCGUAGAAGAGGGAGGGUUUUGAAUUUGGUUAGCGGAGAUGCUGGCCUUGCGGGCUGAGGGCGGUGGACGCAGUUACGAUCACUCAGACCAGAAGCAGCAGCAGCACAAGUAUUAUGGGCUGCUGAAUUCUGAGUCGUCUUCUUCUUCUUCUUCUUCUGCUGCCUCCCAACUCAAGCCGUUGGUUAAGAAUUUUAAUAAGUCGGAGUCCGCUCCUGAUUAUUCUCAAGAAGAAGAUGUGCAUUUGGGGGUUGCACAUCAGAUGUACAAGGCUGGAAAUUAUAAGCAAGCUCUGGAGCACUGCAAUGCUGUUUAUGAGAGCAACCCGCUGCGAACUGAUAAUCUUCUUCUUCUGGGUGCAAUAUAUUAUCAGCUACGUGAUUUCGAAAUGUGCAUUGCUAAAAAUGAGGAAGCACUUAGAAUUGAGCCACACUUUGCAGAGUGCUAUGGAAACAUGGCGAAUGCUUGGAAGGAAAAAGGCGAUAUUGAUCUUGCAAUACGCUACUAUUUGAUUGCCAUUGAGCUUCGACCAAAUUUUGGUGAUGCCUGGUCCAACUUAGCCAGUGCAUACAUGCGGAAAGGAAGACUUACUGAGGCAUCCCAAUGUUGUCGUCAGGCGCUUGCAUUGAAUCCUCUUUUGGUUGAUGCUCAUAGCAACCUUGGAAACUUGAUGAAAGCACAAGGAUUGGUACAAGAAGCAUACAGUUGCUAUGUUGAGGCUCUACGAAUACAACCAACAUUUGCCGUUGCAUGGUCAAAUCUUGCGGGUCUUUUCAUGGAUUUAGGUGAUCUUAGCAGAGCUGUUCAAUAUUAUAAGGAAGCAAUAAAACUUAAACCGACAUUUCCUGAUGCCUAUCUAAACCUUGGAAAUGUUUAUAAGGCUUUGGGAAUGCCUCAAGAAGCUAUUUUGUGCUACCAACGUGCUCUCCUGAUGCGGCCAGACUAUUCUAUGGCUUUUGGUAAUUUGGCAAGUAUUUUCUAUGAGCGAGGUCAGCUGGAUUUGGCAAUCUUUCACUAUAAGCGAGCCAUUGCAUGUGAUUCUGGAUCUCUGGAGGCUUAUAAUAAUUUGGGAAAUGCACUGAAAGAUGUAGGCAGAGUGGAUGAAGCCAUCCAAUGCUAUCAUCAAUGCCUUUCAUUACAGCCUAGUCACCCUCAGGCACUGACCACCCUUGGGAACAUAUACAUGGAAUGGAAUAUGAUGGCUGCUGCUGCUACAUAUUACAAGGCGGUAUUGGCCGUGACUACAGGCUUAUCUGCUCCUUUCAAUAAUCUUGCAAUAAUUUAUAAACAGCAGGGGAACUAUGUGGAUGCUAUAUCUUGCUACAAUGAAGUGCUCCAGAUUGAUCCACUGGCAGCAGAUGGACUUGUCAAUAGGGGCAACACAUACAAGGAGAUUGGUAGAGUAAGUGAAGCAAUUCAGGACUACAUACGUGCAAUUACCAUCCGACCGACUAUGCCUGAAGCACAUGCCAAUCUUGCUUCAGCUUACAAAGAUAGUGGACUCGUGGAAGAAGCAAUAAAAUGCUAUAGACAGGCAUUGGUUUUACGCUCUGACUUUCCUGAAGCAACGUGCAACCUUCUGCACACAUUACAGUGUGUUUGCAGUUGGGAGGAUCGAGAAAAAAUGUUCACUGAAGUUGAAGGGAUUAUCAAGAGGCAGAUUAAGAUGUCAGUUCUUCCUAGCGUGCAACCCUUUCAUGCAAUUGCAUAUCCACUUGAUCCAUUGCUUGCCCUUGAGAUUAGUUGUAAAUAUGCAGCACAGUGCUCCUUAAUUGCUUCACGAUACGUGCUUCCCCCCUUUUCUCAUCCCUCUCCAAUACCAAUUAAUAGUGGAGGAAAUUAUAGACUGAGAGUUGGGUAUGUUAGCAGUGAUUUUGGUAAUCACCCACUGUCACAUCUUAUGGGCUCUGUAUUUGGCAUGCACAACAGAGAAAAUGUCCAGGUGUUCUGUUAUGCAUUGAGUCCAAAUGAUGGCACUGAGUGGAGGCUGCGAACACAAUCUGAAGCUGAGCACUUCAUAGAUGUCUCUGCCAUGUCAUCUGACAUGAUUGCUAAAUUGAUUAAUGAGCACAAAAUACAGAUCCUAGUCAAUCUUAAUGGCUAUACCAAGGGGGCCAGGAAUGAAGUAUUUGCCAUGCAGCCUGCGCCAAUUCAAGUUUCCUAUAUGGGUUUCCCAGGGACCACUGGGGCAUCUUACAUCGAUUACUUGGUUACGGAUGAGUUUGUUUCACCUUUGAAUUUCUCACACUACUACUCUGAGAAGCUUGUCCACCUACCCCAUUGCUAUUUUGUGAAUGACUAUAAACAGAAAAAUCUUGAUGUAUUGGAUACAAACUGCCAUCACAAGCGAUCAGAUUAUGGGUUGCCUGAAGAUAAAUUUAUAUUUGCAUGCUUCAACCAGUUGUACAAGAUGGAUCCAGAAAUCUUUAACACUUGGUGUAACAUACUCAAACGGGUGCCAAAUAGUGUGCUUUGGCUGCUUAGAUUCCCAGCUGCAGGCGAGAUGAGAGUGCGUGCAUAUGCUACUGCUAGGGGAGUGCAGCCUGAACGAAUUAUUUUCACAGAUGUUGCCAUGAAAAAAGAGCAUAUUAGACGAAGUGCUUUAGCAGAUCUAUUCCUUGACACGUAUAUUAACUUGUUCAUUUGCUUUGACUAUUUCUUUUUUGGCACUUUGGUCCUCCUUUUCUUUUAUUUUGGAACCUUGCUAUUUACCAGGCCUCUAUGCAAUGCACACACGACUGGUACAGAUAUUCUAUGGGCUGGUUUACCAAUGGUGACACUUCCCCUUGAGAAAAUGGCCACAAGGGUUGCUGGAUCACUUUGCUUUGCCACUGGAUUGGGGUCACACAUGGUUGUCAAUAGUAUGAGAGAAUAUGAAGAGUUGGCUGUAUCCUUGGCACUGGAUCGCCCCAAACUUAUGGCUCUCACAAAUAAACUCAAGGCUUGUCGUUUGAGUUGUCCUCUCUUCGACACCACACGCUGGGUGAGGAACCUGGAGAGAGCAUAUUUUAAGAUGUGGAAUCUUCAUUGCUCAGGCCGCCGACCAGAUCACUUCAAGGUUACUGAAAAUGAUUUGGACUUUCCUUAUGAUCGGUAGGAGGGGCAGCACAAGGGACUGUAGAUAAAAGCAAAACCUGUACACUGGUUUGUUUAAGAAACUGUUCGACUAUCACACUAUGCUUGUUCGAUGUGUUUGUUCACAUAUAUGAAUGCGAUGGGCUGAAUCUCCGGGCUUGAGCGAGCUAUAGCCAGUAGUAAAACCCGAAGGAUGUGAUGUCCUGCUUCAUAUAUAUCAACCUUCCUGCGAUGGUUUGUUUUCCCCGACAUCAUACUGGAAGUUUAUUUAUGUGCUUAAGUUAAGUAGGUUAGAAAAUUUUCUCCUUGCUGAGUUCUGGUGCUGCGGAUGUUCAGAGUUGGUGGUGGUGGGAUCAGGAUUAGUGUGAGUUAUGGAUUGAAGACAAUUGUUUUGUUCUCUCUUUCUGCUCAGGCUAUCAAUUUGGCAUUCCCCUUCCACCGGUGUAGCUAUCAUUGUUGCUAACGUUUACUUUUGUCAUUUGUAUGACAUGUUGGAGCUGGUUAACUUGUGUCCUUGUCAUUUAUAUGGCAUUACUGGUUGAACUCCUAUUUUUGUCAUUGAGGACCCACAAUUCUCAA